CAGGGGAGACAUCCUCUCUGCGAGAUUACGCCGCUAACACCAUGAGAGAAUUCUUAGGCAUGUUCGGCUACGACGACCAGAACAUGCGGGACGAGCUGGCUCGCAAGAUUAGCUUUGAGAAGCUGAAUGCGCCUACCUCAGAGAACAACCCAGGCACCGUGGCGGGAGAAGACCCCGUGAGCAAAAGAGCCCGUUUUUCCAAAUACGAGGAGUACAUCCGCAAGUUGAAGGCUGGGGAGCAGGUCCCGUGGCCCAUUCAUCCCCUGAAGACCGAAGAGCUGACCAGUAAGCUGGUCAAAGAGGGGCCCAUAGGCUUGGGGCAAGUCAUCCGGUUGCCAGCUCCCGAACCGUCACUCCUGCCCGAGACGAAAGCCACCAUUUUGCCUCUGCCUUCGUCCAGCAGCUCCCAGAUGCAAGGGCUGAUGUCGCGGGCCUCCAAGUACGAUUUCUUCAUCCAGAAGCUCAAGACCGGGGAGACGCUCCGGCCACAGAACGGCAACACCUACAAGAAGACGUCCAAGUACGACUUGGAGAACGUCAAAUAUUUGCACCUCGUCAAGCCCGGAGAAGGCAACCCGGAUAUGGGAGGAGCCAUCGCCUUCAAGACUAGCAAAGUUGGCCGCCCGUCCAAGUACGACGUCAGGAACAUCCAGAAGGUGACGCCGGUCAAAGCGCCGGCCCCUAGCCUGGGUCCCAACCCUCUCGCCAGCACUCCCAGCAGCACUCCGGUCGCUGGCCCUGAGCAACCCGUCUCUCUGCCCUUCAGCACUCCGGAAUACCUUAAGUCCACUUUCUCCAAGACGGAUUCCAUCACCACCGGAACAGUUUCCACUGUUAAUCUGUGUCAUAAAUCAUUUUCCCCAAUGAGGUACACCCCUCCCAAGCCUGCUGCACUGGAAUGCCCACACCUGCCCAUCUCCGGGAUGUUUCCCCCCCGGCCCACCUCACCUUCUGCUUCUCCCUCUCGCCCCACCCCCACCCACCAGAGGUUCACCAGUAAGCAGGACGUCAUCCGGCACUACAACAUGCACAAGAAACGGGACAACUCCCUCCAGCAUGGCUUCAUGCGCUUCAGCCCCCUGGACGACUGCAGUGUCUACUAUCAUGGCUGCCACCUCAACGGGAAAAGCACACAUUACCACUGCAUGCAGGUGGGCUGCAACAAGGUGUACACCAGCACCUCCGACGUGAUGACCCACGAAAACUUCCACAAGAAGAACACGCAGCUGAUCAAUGAUGGCUUCCAGCGGUUCCGGGCCACAGAAGACUGCGGCACGGUGGACUGCCAGUUCUACGGGCAGAAGACCACCCACUUCCACUGCAGGCGGCCCGGUUGCACCUUCACCUUCAAGAACAAGUGCGACAUCGAGAAGCACAAGAGCUACCACAUCAAGGACGACGCCUACGCCAAGGACGGGUUCAAGAAGUUCUACAAGUACGAGGAGUGCAAGUACGAGGGCUGCGUCUACAGCAAGGCCACCAACCACUUCCACUGCAUCCGGCCCGGCUGCGGCUUCACCUUCACCUCCACCAGCCAGAUGACCUCGCACAAGCGCAAACACGAGCGCCGGCACAUCCGCAGCUCGGGCAUGCUGGGCUUGCCCGCCUCGCUGAUGGGUGCCAAGGAGAACGAGCAGGAGGAGUCCAGCAACGACGACCUGAUCGACUUCUCCGCCAUGAGCUCCAAGAACUCCAGCCUGAGUGCCUCUCCCACCAGUCAGCAGUCUUCCAUCUCCUUGAUCGUGCCGGGCACCCCCUCCACCUCAGCCGCCGAGCUGGCCGCCUCGCAAGCUGCCAGCAAACCCGCCGGCAAUAUGCCCUCGGCUUCCAAAAUGCCCGCCCUGCUCUCUCAAACCCUCCCAAGCAAUAUCCCUUUGGCCCUGGCCCUGCCCAACGCGGCGCUUCCAGGAACGGCAGGCUCUUACUUCCCCAUGCUCCCCGGCCGGGUCUCGGCCCAGCUGUCCACCAGCUCAAGCAGCUUGCUAGCCGCCGGCACGGCGAGUACCAAUCCGGCAUCUUCAGCCAGUUCGCCUUCGCCGGCCCUCUCGGGUUCUGGCGAGGGGGCGGCCACCUCUUCGCCGACUCCAGUGGCCUCCAUCAUGGAGAAGAUCUCGGCCAGCAAAGGGUUGAUUUCGCCCAUGAUGGCUCGGUUAGCGGCAGCGGCUCUGAAAUCCUCCGUAUCGGUGGAGGCAGGAAACGGGCAGCCCAUAACACCUGGACGGUUCAACCCAACACAAAUGAAGUCCGAGGUGGCUGAGAAUCCUGGCUCGGGACCCACCGCAGCCCAGGACUCCUUGCAGGAGCACAGCUUGGACCUUAGAAUGAAAGAUCCUGGUAAUGAAUCAAAUGGCCACACAGUCUCGGCAAAUUCAUCUCUUUUAUCCUCGCUUAUGAAUAAGAUGUCACAGAAUAACCCGAACCUGGGGAACCUACUCGGCCUGAAAGGGGAGAGCGAUGGCGGGGCCCUGGCAGCCGCAGGAGAUGCCACCCAGUACCUGGGCAAGACAGUGAAGGCUCUCGUUCAGGAGAAGCUUGCGGAGCCCUGGAAGAUGUACCUGCGCAGGUUUGGCACCAAAGAUUUCUGCGAUGCCCAGUGCGACUUCCUGCACAAGGUGCAUUUCCACUGUGUGGUGGAAGAGUGUGGCGCUCUUUUCAGCACCGUGGAUGGAGCUGUGAAGCAUGCCAACUUCCACUUCCGAACAGAGGGAGGCGCCGCGAAGGGAACCUCGGAACACGCCUUCCCGACUCCGGCUGAGAGCAAGACCUCCAUCCCGCCUUCCUCUCCAUCCGCCGCGUCCGCCAUUCUGGCCACCGCCUCAGCCGCAGAGGGCCCUGCCGCCUGCCCGGCUAGUGUGCCGUCCGCUCCCACGCUCCUGGCCUGGAAACAGCUGGCUUCCACCAUGUCUCAGCUGCCCGUCUCGGGGCCCGGGCUGGCCACGUCCCCGAUAGCCACCACUUCCCUGGAGAAUGCCAAGCCCCAGGUCAAGCCGGGCUUCCUGCAGUUCCAAGAGAACGAUCCUUGCCUGGCCACGGACUGCAAGUAUGCCAACAAAUUCCACUUCCACUGUCUCUUUGGGAACUGCAAGUACGUGUGCAAGACCUCGGGGAAGGCUGAGUCCCACUGCCUCGACCACAUCAACCCCAACAACAACCUGGUGAAUGUGCGUGAUCAAUUCGCUUAUUACUCCCUGCAGUGUCUCUGCCCAAACCAGCACUGUGAGUUCCGCAUGCGGGGGCAUUACCACUGCCUUCGCCCCGGCUGCUUCUUCGUGACCAACAUCACCACCAAGCUGCCCUGGCACGUGAAGAAACACGAGAAGGCUGAGCGGAGAGCCGCCAAUGGUUUCAAGUACUUCACCAAGCGGGAAGAAUGCGGCAGGCUGGGCUGCAAAUACAACCAGGUCAACAGCCACUUCCAUUGCAUCCGCGAGGGCUGCCAGUUCUCCUUUUUGCUGAAGCACCAGAUGACGUCCCACGCCAGGAAGCACAUGAGAAGGAUGCUGGGGAAGAACUUCGACCGCGUUCCCACUCAGGGAGCCCCCAGCCUGAUGGACCCCGAGGGGGAGGAGUACCUGGAUUACGCGGGAUGCAGCCCCGGCGCCAUCUCCUCGGAGUCGUCGAACAUGGACCGCAGCUGCUCCAGCACCCCGGUGGGCAACGAGAGCACCUCGGCGGGGAACACCAUCACCAUGCCAACCGCCGCGGGGGCCAAGAAGCGCUUCUGGAUCAUCGAGGACAUGUCCCCCUUCGGCAAGCGCCGCAAGACCCCCUCCUCGCGCAAGAUGCUGGACGAGGGGAUGAUGCUGGAGGGCUUCCGGCGGUACGACCUGUACGAGGACUGCAAAGAUGCCAACUGCCAGUUCUCCCUCAAGGUCACGCACUACCACUGCACCCGGGAGAACUGCGGGUACAAAUUCUGUGGCCGCACCCACAUGUACAAGCACGCCCAGCACCACGACCGGGUGGACAACCUGGUGCUGGAUGACUUCAAACGCUUCAAGUCCUCUCUCAGCUGCCACUUCCCCGACUGCCAGUUUUCCGGCAACAGCACGCACUUCCACUGCCUGCGCUGUGGCUUCCGCUGCACCGACAGCACCAAAGUGACGGCCCACCGCAAGCACCACGGCAAGCAGGACGUCAUCAGCGCCGCCGGCUUCUGCCAAUUCAGCUCCAGCGUGGACUGCGAAGUGCCCGAGUGCAAAUACAAACUCAAGUGCUCGCACUUCCACUGCACCUAUCCCGGGUGCAAGCACACCGUGGUGGGCAUGUCACAGAUGGACUCGCACAAGCGCAAGCACGAGAAGCAGGAGCGGGGAGAGCUGCCGGCCAUCUCUCCGGGGCCCGAGGGACUCCCGGUCGUCCCCAUGGAGUACGAGGCCCAGAGUGCUUCCGUCAACCUGGACAGCUCCCUCAACCUGAGCACAGACGCCAAGAGCUCCCUCUUCUUCCUGCAAAACGCGGCGGGCGUGGGGCUCAACGACUCCGUGGACCUCAGCCAGAAGCCCACCGAGGGCACGGGUGGCCUCCCUUCCGCCCCGGGGGAGACCCUGGCCCCUGCCGCCAGCAAGCACUUCCUGGCCAGCUGUGGCAACGUGGAAGAAGAGGACGACUCUUCCCACGACGACGAUGACGAGGAGGAGGAAGAAAUGAACGAUGACGAUGAUGAUGAAGAGGAGGAUGAGGAGGACGACGAAGAUGAGGAAGAGGAGGAAGAGGAUCUGAACACUGAUUCGGAAGAGUCGCUCCCUGACGCGGAGGGCCUGCCUGUGAAAGACAUUAGCGAACUAGAGGUGGCUGUUUCCUCCACCGCGGAUCCCAGAGACGCUUCCACGCCUUCCAGCGAGCCAGCCUCAGCCCCGGCCCCUUAAGGAGCAGCCACACAGCAGCGGUGGGGGUUUGGUCUGGGCGAGCGGAGAAAGCAAAAAACUGCAUGGACAGGGGACCUUGCUAUGUUGAGGGGGAGAGGCAAGAACGAAUGCUAGAAUGGCCAGCGAGCAGCAAAACCGACUCUAUCCCAGAAGGUGCGCGAGAGGCGGAGGGAAGCACUGAUUCUUGGACCACACACAACACGGAGAGGAAGCAGCAGUGGCAGCAACAUCCUGGGGAUAGGGCAGCGUAGGAUAGGGGGCAGCCAGAGGACCCAUCUGUUGGGGUGCACAUGUUUACAGGGGGGCAGCAGGCAGAGCAUGGUGGUCCCGUGAUGCAGACGGACUGACCCUCCCGCUUCUGGAUGGAUGUGCUCCCCGUGGCAGGAAGCGCCCUGCCCCUUCCGACCCCGCUUUAGGCGGGACGGUUUUUAUAACCCUUCGACUCUGGUGUGUGUUCAUUUGUCCUCUAAUACUCCUCCCAUUCUCAGGGAGACGGGGUGGGGGGGCAGGCAGCUAGCAUCUGGCGGGGGAUAUGAGUAGGGAUGAAGAGCGUUAAGUCAUACAAAAUAUAGAUAUAUCUAUAUAUCUAUAGAUGUAGAUAUAGAUAUAUAUAUAGCGGCAAAGCUGGAUUAGGUUCUGCUAAGCUGCGAGCCGAGUCCUUUUUGCCACCGGGGGCGGGAGGUGGGGAAAUUAGGGGACGGGGUGGGUUCCGGUAUCACUUAUAUUCCUAUUCCUUUCUUCCCCUUUUCUCCGGCAUCAAAUGAAUGGGAGAAACGGGUGUCUCAGGCAGCUGGGAAUGCUUGGAACAGGGGUAUUUAUUAUCAGUUGUGGUUUUGUUUUGUUUUUUUUAAAGAAAAGCAAAAAAAAAAAAAACUAGAGGUGGGGGAAAAGACAAGACGGAUUGAUCCAGGCUGAGAAUGAAAUAUCAGUCGUAAUAAUAAUGAUAAUAAUAAUAAUAAUAAUGUUACUAAUUUUUCUAAGGAAGAAGGAACUGCUUUAUAAUGUGAGCCUCUCCCUCACUGGAGCAGAGGUGGGUUGCUACCGGUUUGCAUCGAUUGGGCCGAACUGGUUGUGGUAUUUUGGCUUUGGUCGCCUGAACCAGCAACGACACAGGCUGGCCACGCCCCUGAAUUGGUUCUCCGUUUGGUGAUGCCAUUGCCGGAAUAGUUUCUUACUAACUUUUGCUUUUUCUGCGCACGUAGUCAGCCGCGCGCGCAGCACACGUGUGUGUAAAGCAAACUGGCAGCAACACACCUCUGCACUGGAGGGUCCCCUUCUGGUCGAUCUCGGGGGGGGGGGGCACACUGAAGGAAAGGAGGCACCCCAGCCUCUGGAGGGUAGGGAGAGAGCCAAGGGGCCAGUCUGCAGAAAGGGAGAAGAGCUGGCCAUGGGCUCUCCCGGAUGGGCUUGAAGGUCUUUCAAACCCAGGACCCUUCAGCCCCACCUUGGCUCCGUUGCUGGAGGAGGAGCCGGAGGAGACCCAGGUCUCUCCCGGCGUCUUCCCCUGAAGGCCUCAGCCAAGGCAGGGGAAUCUCUGGCUCGCUCUUCUGGACGCAUCCGGGAUGGGUGGGUGGCAGAAAUCCAAGUCUUUCCCAAUCCAGAAUUGAGACUGGGGAGACCAAGCGCUCCGGCCUCCCCCUAUCCCGCUCCCGAAACACCAGGGAAAGUCCAGGCACAUCCCAGCCGAGGAACCUGCUCAACCCCGUCCCCCCCCCUCCAGAAGACAUCCUCGGAGGUCUUUUUGCUUCUGAUACUUGACAGCCGAGGUUUUUUGCGUCGGCGAUGACCCUUCCCCUUCCUGUGUCUUGUUUCUGUGCUGUUGGGCUUCAAACACAACUAACAAACUAACAAACCAAGAAAGGA
Thamnophis sirtalis is the source of this 6731-nucleotide messenger RNA. NCBI's taxonomy places the organism in Eukaryota, Metazoa, Chordata, Lepidosauria, Squamata, Natricidae. The record is from RefSeq and is a predicted model, not a curated record.